UUACAAUCCCUUAAACAAUUAUGUUGGUAUUAGCAGUUCAGUAAUGUACAGACACUAAACAGUACGUUGUUGUAUCUCACUGUAAAGCUCAUUAACGGACCCUCUCCAAAGUGACAGUUGAGUUAUCCAAUGGUUGUUUGGAAUCCACUGGUUGUCCAAUAGUAACCCAGUGUGAGUUAAUACUGUUUGCCUAUUGGUUAGUCUGCCUCCCCGGUACGGAUGCCUUUCCUCUGGUCAAGGUUGCACUUGCAGGAAUCUCAGUAGGACGCGACUGGAGUUCCGUUUACGCACAAACAGAGCAGCAGACUAAUCAGCCGAGACUCUGCUGUAACUUUUCCUGUUUGUGUUUGUAGUCCACAGAGGAAUCUCUCACCUCACAGAAGCAGCCAUGGAUGAAAUGGAGGAAGAGUUAAAAUGCCCUGUUUGCGGCUCUUUUUACCGGGAGCCCAUCAUACUGCCGUGCUCCCACAACAUUUGCCUGGCUUGUGCCCGGAAUAUCCUUGUGCAGACCCCCGAUGCUGAGUCCCCACAGAGCAGCCGAGCCUCCGGAUCCGGCGUCUCCGACUAUGAUUAUCUGGAUUUGGAUAAAAUGAGUUUGUACAGUGAGGCGGACAGUGGAUACGGUUCCUACGGGGGCUUCAUCAGCGCUCCGACCACCCCUUGCCAAAAAUCACCUAACGGAGUGCGGGUUUUCCCCCCGAGUGUCCCACAGCCUCCUCCGCAACAGCACCUGCUACCGCAGCCCGGCUCUUUACCCCCGAUCCCGCGCAACUCCUGCAUCACUUGCCCGCAGUGUCACCGCAGCCUCAUCCUGGACGACCGGGGGCUCCGCGGAUUCCCCAAGAACCGGGUGCUGGAGGGGGUUGUGGACAGGUAUCAGCAGAGCAAAGCGGCUGCUCUCAAGUGCCAGCUCUGCGAGAAGAGUCCGAAAGAGGCCACUGUGAUGUGCGAGCAGUGCGAUGUCUUCUACUGCGACCCGUGCCGCCUCCGGUGCCAUCCUCCCCGCGGUCCCCUCGCCAAGCAUCGCCUGGUGCCGCCAGCGCAGGGGCGGAUAAGUCGCCGCGCGAGUCCCCGCAAAAUCUCCACUUGCACAGAGCACGAACUGGAGAACCUAAGCAUGUACUGUGUGCAGUGUAAGAUGCCUGUGUGUUAUCAGUGUUUGGAAGAAGGGAAACACGGCACACAUGAAGUCAAAGCUUUGGGCGCAAUGUGGAAACUGCACAAGGGUCAGCUGUCUCAGGCUCUCAACGGUCUGUCAGACCGAGCCGCCGAAGCCAAGGAGUUCCUGGUUCAGCUAAGAAACAUGGUGCAGCACAUCCAGGAGAAUGGAGUGGAGUUUGAGGCGUGUUUGGUGGCGCAGUGCGAUGCCCUCAUCGAUGCCUUGAACCGACGCAAGGCCCAGCUGCUGGCUCGAGUAAACAAAGAGCACGAGCACAAACUGAAGGUUGUUCGGGAUCAGAUCUCCCACUGUACGGUGAAGCUGCGUCAGACCACGGGGCUGAUGGAGUACUGUCUGGAGGUUAUCAAGGAGAAUGACCCCAGUGGUUUCCUGCAGAUCUCAGAUGCUUUGAUCCGGAGGGUCCACAUGACAGAGGGUCAGUGGGGGAAGGGAACCCUCACCCCCAGGAUGACCAGCGACUUUGACCUCACCCUGGACAGUGGACCCCUCCUGCAGACGAUCCACCAGCUAGACUUUGUCCAGAUGAAAGUCCCAGCUGCUCCCAUGCUCCAGCUGGAGGAAUGCUGCACUCAGAACAACAGCGCCACGUUGUCAUGGAAACAGCCACCGCUCUCCACCAUCGCCGUGGACGGAUACAUCCUGGAGCUCGACGAUGGAAACGGGGGGCCAUUCAGGGAAGUGUACGUGGGGACAGAGACCAUCUGCACAGUGGACGGGCUCCACUUCAACAGCACAUACAAGUCCAGAGUGAAGGCCUUCAAUGCCAGUGGAGUGGGCCAGUACAGCAAGACACUGAUCAUGCAGACCUCUGAGACGGGACUCCCCCCAUGCGAUAUUCAAUCUAUAGGCACAGUUGCUUGGUUCACCUUUGACCCAGCCUCCGCUCACCCGGACAUCAUCCUCUCCAACGACAACCUGACGGUGACGUGCAACAGCUACGACGACAGGGUGGUCAUGGGUAACUCUGCUUUCUCCCGCGGCGUUCAUUACUGGGAAAUGACCAUUGAUCGCUAUGACAACCACCCGGACCCGGCCUUCGGGAUCGCUCGGGGUGAUGUCUUGAAGGAUGUGAUGCUGGGGAAGGACGACAAGGCCUGGGCCAUGUAUGUGGACAACAACCGCUCCUGGUUCAUGCACAACAACUCGCACACCAACAGGACGGACGGUGGCAUCGGUAAAGGAUCUACAAUAGGAGUGCUGCUGGACUUCACACGCAGGAUCCUUAUCUUCCUCAUCAAUGAUGAGCAGCAGGGUCCAGUGGCUUUUGAAGGCUUGGAGGGCGUCUAUUACCCCGCUAUCAGCAUCAACCGAAAUGUCCAGGUUACACUGCAUACUGGACUACCCAUCCCUGAUUUCUACACCCCCGGGGAGGCAGAUCCUACUGGCUCUGUGUGCUAAAGACUCACCGCCACUAACAUCAGUUGGGGAAAACCUCUCCAGGAUUUCCCAGGGUUCAUCCUGCCAGUCAAUAACUAUGAUCUCACCCUCACCCUCCCCUCCUCACCUCCUCUUGUCCCUCUGACCGACUUACCCCAUGACGUAUCCAUCCAUCGCUGAGCCAUGCCUUUAUUAUGCCUAAACCUUGGACACAUGGUCAAUCUGCAGGACACACUCAAAAUGUACAGUCCUUUGCAGUCUGUACCUUGUAUUUUGACGUGAUACAGAUAAUUGAAGACGGUGAAAUUCUGUUGAAAAAUAACCGUGAUCUCUAGGUGUUGGACUUGGAAUUAUGUGCAGUGAUCAUAAUAUGUGCUUAUAGGAACAGUUUGUCAUUUUAGAAAAUACGCUUAUUUGCUUUCUUGCCAAGAGAAAACUGAUACCUCUCUCAUGUCUGUACGCUAAAUAUGAAGCCACCAUUAGCAGUCUGUUAGCUUAGCUUAGCAUAAAGCCUGGAAACAUGGGGAAACAGCGAGCCUGGCUCUGACCAAAGUCUAUGUCCAAAAACAGAAAUUUAAAAAUGACAUGGUUUCACAGGCACAAAAAAUAGUCACAAAACUGUGGAUUUUGUUACCUUUGGACAGAGCUAGGCUAGCUAUUUACCCAUUUUUUCAGUCAUUUAAAUAUGCUAAGCUAACCGCCUGCUGGCUGUAGCUUCAUAUUUAGCAUACGGCCAUUAAAGUGGUCUCGGGCUUCUAAUCUAACUUUCUGCAACAAAGCAAAUAAGCAUAUUUCCUAAAAUAUUGAACAAUUUGUUUUAAAGGUAGGAGGUUGUUUUGUAAAUGAGUUGACUUAGAAAAAGUAGCUCCCAUCAUACCAUCAGCAUACAGUCCAGUAUAUCUUAUUCUUUAUUCUUAUCCUUCUUACUUAAAAAACACACAUUAAGAAACACAAUAUUGUGUCUUUUUCUGCCAUCAGUCAUGAACAUCCUUACACAUUUAAAACAACAGGGGGAGCAUGAGAGGUGGUCUUUUGUGUGUUUGUGCAAAUAUGUGUGAGGGGGGUGGAUGGGCUGAGACUGGUCAGCAGCUGCAAUGAUCCCUGGAUGAGAGCAAUAGUCCGACUCUCAGCCGCGUCACUGUCGUAUCCUCGUCCGUGUACAUGAGACGCUUUUCUUAGUGGCUUAGCUCAUGUGAACCUUCUGUAUCGUCUGUAAAAAAAAUUAAAAAUAAUAAUACAGCUUCGGCAUAUAAAAUGCUACUGGAAGCGAGGCCUUCAUGCAGCCUUUCCCUGCGGUGCAGCUCUCAAAACAGGAGGGACGGCUUUUGGUUUAAUGUAUCAUAAAAGCAGGCGAUUCUGUGCAUUGAUGAGUGUUGAAAAUGGAUUAAAGAUGAUGACUGUGAAGCUGUUUGAAUAAGGUGCUACAGCAGCUCGCUUAAUUCUGGCUUUUUUACUGUAGGUGACUGAAUCCUGGUAGUUUUGUAAUAUUGUUAUUGAAAUGAUCUAUUGCAGAGAGGUGUAUAGCUAAAUAAGUUAUUGAUGUUCAGAGUUUUUCAAUGAUUUCAUCAUUGUUCCUUUAAUUUGAUGUAUAGUUAUUACAGAAAGAAAGAAACUGAAUCUUUUUGUCGCUUUAAAAAUGUAGUUUUGAGUUUGUUCUAGAACUGAAGAGGCUUUUCAGUAAACAUAAGAGCCAGUUUAUGUACUACUAAAGCAACAGGAAAGGUGAUGAUGCACUGGGAUGUUCUUGUGGCGUGGCAUUUGGGCAACAGCCUCCUCAACAGGCAACAACGUGAGACAGAAUUUGUUUUAAGACUAAGCCACAUUAGCAGCUCUGUGAUGCUGUACUUAGGUACAGCAGUGCUUUGAGCUCAAUGCUAGCAUGCUAACAAUGACAAUGCUAACAUGCUCAUGUUUAGCAGGUACAAUGUUUACCAUGUUCACCAUC
Messenger RNA from Siniperca chuatsi (mandarin fish), 4502 nucleotides. RefSeq names its product tripartite motif containing 9 (gene trim9). Gene Ontology annotation, molecular function: zinc ion binding; protein binding. The coding region runs from base 389 to 2578 and encodes 729 amino acids. The record is from RefSeq and is a predicted model, not a curated record. The transcript has 11 exons. NCBI's taxonomy places the organism in Eukaryota, Metazoa, Chordata, Actinopteri, Centrarchiformes, Sinipercidae.